Molecule: messenger RNA, 1154 nt
Organism: Cucurbita pepo subsp. pepo (vegetable marrow)
Lineage: Eukaryota; Viridiplantae; Streptophyta; Magnoliopsida; Cucurbitales; Cucurbitaceae
Source: RefSeq, a predicted model, not a curated record
GUCGAGAAUUAGAAGUCGGUUCACUUCUCUUUCAGAGUCUUUUUUCGAAACCCACCCCCGGCGUCCGAGAAAAAGUUAUGGCGAAACCCUCGAAACGACAGGUGUCUUCUGAUGAAGCCAUGUCCAAUGGCUCGAGCUCGUCGGAGGAAGAGGAGCAAACUAACGAGCAGAUCAAUGAGGAGGAGGACGAGGAGGAGCUCGAAGCGGUAGCUCGCUCGGCAGGCUCUGACGAGGAUGAAGCUGCCGAGGAUUCAGAUAACGAUGCAUCACCUGUCGAAAAUGGCGAGGAAGAGGACGGAAGUAACGACGGCGAUGAUGAUAAAGUCGAUAUUAGCAGGCGUGAAAAGGCCAGACUAAAAGAAAUGCAACAAAUGAAGAAGCAGAAGAUUCAGGAUAUGUUGGAUGCACAAAAUGCUGCAAUUGAUGCUGAUAUGAAUAAUAAGGGGAAGGGACGCUUGAAAUAUCUUCUGCAACAAACUGAGAUAUUUGCUCAUUUUGCUAAAGGCGAGCAUUCUUCUUCUCAAAAGAAAACGAAAGGAAGGGGUCGUCAUGCAUCAAAGAUAACUGAAGAGGAAGAAGAUGAAGAAUACCUUAAAGAGGAAGAAGAUGGUUUAUCUGGGACUGGGAACACUCGUCUCCUUACACAACCAUCUUGUAUCCAAGGGAAAAUGAGGGAUUAUCAACUAGCUGGGUUAAAUUGGCUCAUUCGACUGUAUGAGAAUGGCAUCAAUGGAAUCCUUGCAGAUGAGAUGGGGCUUGGCAAGACACUACAAACCAUCUCUCUGUUGGGCUAUCUUCACGAGUACAGAGGCAUAACAGGCCCCCAUAUGGUAGUUGCACCAAAAUCUACCCUGGGAAACUGGAUGAAUGAAAUUCGUCGUUUUUGCCCUAUCUUGCGAGCUGUAAAGUUUCUUGGAAAUCCUGAUGAAAGGAGGAAUAUACGGGAAAAUUUACUGGUAGCUGGGAAGUUUGAUGUCUGUGUUACCAGUUUCGAAAUGGCCAUCAAGGAGAAGUCUUGCUUGCGUCGUUUUAGUUGGCGCUACAUUAUUAUUGAUGAAGCUCAUCGAAUUAAGAAUGAGAAUUCCCUCCUUUCAAAGACAAUGAGGCUUUAUAAUACCAACUAUCGUCUUCUAAUCACUGGCACGCCACUUCAG